AUGGCGGCGGCCGCGCGGGCUCGGGACUGGACCCCGCGGCCGGUCCGGCCGCCGCCACCGCUGCUGGCGCUGCUGGUGCUGCCGGUGCUGCCAGCUUGGUGCGCGGCCGCUGGGGACCCCGGGGCCGCGACUCGGCUCAGCCUACACCCGCCCUACUUCAACCUGGCCGAGGCGGCGAGGAUUUGGGCCAGUGCCACCUGCGGGGAGCGGGCCCAGCCCGAGCUCUACUGCAAGUUGGUGGGGGGCCCCACUGCCCCGGGCAGCGGCCACACCAUCCAGGGCCAGUUUUGUGACUAUUGCAAUUCUGAGGACCCCAGGAAAGCACAUCCAGCCACCAAUGCAAUCGAUGGAUCUGAACGUUGGUGGCAAAGCCCUCCGCUCUCCUCAGGUACACAGUACAACAGAGUCAACCUCACCUUGGAUCUGGGUCAGCUAUUCCAUGUGGCCUAUGUUUUAAUCAAAUUUGCAAAUUCUCCUCGCCCUGAUCUUUGGGUUUUGGAAAGAUCUGUGGACUUCGGAAACACCUACUCACCAUGGCAAUAUUUUGCUCAUUCUAAAGGAGACUGUUUGGAACAAUUUGGGCAGGAGGCAAAUAUGGCUAUCACCCAGGAUGACGAUGUACUUUGUGUGACUGAAUAUUCCCAUAUUGUACCUUUGGAAAAUGGUGAGGUUGUGGUGUCCUUGAUAAAUCGUCGUCCAGGUGCAAAAAAUUUUACUUUCUCUCACACCCUGAGGGAAUUUACCAAAGCAACAAACAUCCGCUUGCGUUUUCUCAGAACCAACACCCUUCUUGGACACCUCAUCUCCAAAGCACAGCGAGAUCCAACUGUUACUCGGCGGUAUUAUUACAGCAUAAAGGAUAUCAGCAUUGGUGGGCGGUGUGUCUGCCAUGGCCACGCUGCAGUGUGCAAUGCAAACAAUCCUGAAAACCUGUUUCGGUGUGAAUGCCAGCACCACACGUGCGGGGAGACGUGCGAUCGCUGCUGCGUGGGGUACAACCAGAGGCGCUGGCGGCCGGCCACGUGGGAGCAGACCAACGAGUGUGAAGCGUGCAACUGCCACGGCCACGCCAUCGAUUGUUACUAUGAUCCAGAUAUUGAGCGGCAGCAGGCAAGCUUGAAUAUCCAAGGCAUCUAUGCAGGUGGAGGGGUCUGCAUUAAUUGUCAGCACAACACAGCCGGUGUAAACUGUGACAAGUGUGCUAAGGGCUAUUACCGCCCUUAUGGGGUUCCAGUUGACUCCCCCCAUGGCUGCAUCCCUUGCAGCUGUAACCCCGAGCAUGCAGAAGACUGUGACCAGGGCUCAGGCCGCUGCCACUGCAAGCCAAAUUUCCAGGGAGACCACUGUGAGGAGUGUGCGCCAGGAUACCACCACUUCCCACUCUGCUUACGAAUUCCCAUUUUUCCUAUUUCUACUCCAAGUCCAGAAGAUCCAGAAGCUGGAGAUAUAAAAGAGUGUGACUGUAACUUGGCGGGUGUUCUCCCUGAAAUAUGUGAUGCCCGUGGCAGGUGCCUGUGCCGCCCUGGGGUUCAGGGCCCUCGGUGUGAUACCUGCUGCUCCGGUUUCUACUCAUUCCCUAUUUGCCAAGCCUGCCAGUGCUCAGCUCUCGGAUCCUACCAGAUGCCCUGCAGCCCGGUGACUGGACAGUGUGAAUGCCAGCCGGGGAUUACAGGACAGCGGUGUGACAGAUGUCUCUCAGGAGCCCAUGAUUUCCCCUUCUGCCAAGGUUCCAGCAGUUCUUGUGACCCAGCCGGUACCAUUGACUCCAGUUUGGGGUAUUGCCAAUGCAAGCUUCAUGUUGAAAGUCCUACUUGUAGCAUCUGCAAACCAUUAUAUUGGAAUCUGGCCAAAGAAAACCCCAGUGGAUGUUCAGAAUGCCAGUGUCAUGAGGCGGGGACAGUGAGUGGAAUUGGAGAGUGUGGGCAGGGAGAUGGUGACUGUCACUGCAAGUCCCAUGUGGAUGGCGAUUCCUGUGACACCUGUGAAGAUGGAUAUUUUGCUUUGGAAAAGAGCAAUUACUUUGGGUGUCAAGGGUGUCAGUGUGACAUCGGUGGAGCGCUCUCCCCCGUGUGCAGUGGGUCCUCUGGAGCAUGCCAGUGCCGAGAGCAUGUCGUGGGGCAGGCAUGCCAGCGGCCUGAAAACAACUACUAUUUCCCAGAUUUGCAUCAUAUGAAGUAUGAAACUGAAGAUGGUACUACACCUAAUGGAAGUGACCUCUGGUUUGGAUUUGAUCCCCUGGUAUUUCCUGAGUUUAGCUGGAGAGGAUAUGCCCAGAUGACCUCUGUACAGAAUGAAGUGAGGAUAGUAUUGAAUGUGGGGGACUCAAAUCUCUCUUUGUUUCGCAUUGUUCUGAGAUACAUUAACCCUGGAACUGAAGCCAUAUCUGGCCAAAUAAAUAUUUAUCCAUCCUGGGCUACAGCAGGUGCUGCCCAAAGCAAAGAGAUCUUCUUCCUGCCAAGUAAGGAGCCAGCCUUUCUCACUGUCCCCGGAAAUGGUUUUGCACACCCGUUUUCAAUCACACCAGGGACAUGGAUUGCUUGUAUUAAGGCAGAAGGAGUCCUCCUGGAUUACCUGGUGCUGCUCCCCAGAGACUACUAUGAAGCAUCCGCGCUGCACGUGCCAGUCACAGAGCCAUGUGCCUAUGCAGGAUCUCCACAGGAAAAUUGCUUGCUUUACCAGCAUUUGCCGGUGACCAGAUUCCCCUGCACCCUUGCUUGUAAGGCCAAACACUUCCUGCUUGAUGGGGAGCCACAAUCCUUGACAGUGAGGCGGCCCACAGCUGCACACCCACUCAUGGCGGACCUCAGUGGGAGACAGGUGGAACUGCAUCUGCAGCUGCGCGUCCCACAGGUUGGCCACUAUGUGGUUGUGGUAGAGUAUGCCACAGAAGCAGACCAGCUGUUUGUGGUUGAUGUGACCGUGAGGAGCCCUGGCUCCAUCCUGGCAGGCCAGGUGAACAUUUACAGCUGCAAGUACAGCAGCCUCCUCUGCCGGAGCGCUGUCAUCGAUGGCAUGCGCCGCAUCGCCGUGCACGAGCUCCUAGCAGAUGCGGACGUUCGGCUCACAGCACGCAUGGCCCGCUUCCUUCUGCAUCAAAUUUGUAUCAUACCCAUUGAAGAAUUCUCAACUCAAUAUUUAAGACCCCAAGUCCACUGUAUUGCCAGUUAUGGGCGAUUUGUUAAUCAAAGUGCCACCUGUGUCGCCCUGGCCCACAAAACUCCUUCAACAGCAUUAACUUUGGAUGUCCCAACUAGUGGGUCUUUCCCACUCCUGCCCUGGGAUCCUUCAUCUUCUGCUGAUGUAGUUACUGGACUUACCUUGAAGGCACCACAGAACCAAGUGACCCUGAGAGGACUCGUGCCACACCUGGGCCGAUACGUCCUUGUCAUCCACUUUUAUCAAGCUGCACACCCGCCAUUUCUGGGGCAGGUGUCUGUGAACGCAGGGCAGUGGGGAUCAGGGUCUUUCCGUGCCUCCUUUUGCCCCCACGUGCUUGGCUGCCAGGAUCAAGUGAUCACUGAAGGCCAGGUUGAGUUUGACAUCUCAGCGCCUGAGGUAGCCGUGACUGUGAAGAUUCCAGAAGGAAAGUCCUUAGUUUUGGUCCGAGUUCUAGUGGUGCCUGUGGAGAAUUACGACUACCAAAUACUUCACAAAAAUUCAAUGGAUAAGUCCCACGAGUUUAUCACCAAUUGUGGAGGAAACAGUUUUUAUAUUGACCCCCAGACGGCCUCUGAAUUCUGCAAGAACUCCACCAGAUCCCUGGUGGCCUUUUACCACAAGGGUGCGCUGCCUUGUGAGUGCCACCCCGUGGGGGCUGUCAGCCGUCACUGCAGCCCCGCGGGCGGGCAGUGUCCAUGCCGGCCUCAUGUCAUCGGGCGGCAGUGCACCCGCUGUGCGACGGGCUUCCAUGGAUUCCCACGCUGCCGGCCGUGCAACUGUGGCCAGCGCCUCUGUGAAGAGACAACGGGGCAGUGUCGCUGCCCUCCCCGCACGGUCAGGCCCCAGUGUGAGGCCUGCGAGACGCAUUCCUUCAGCUUCCACCCACUGGCCGGCUGUGAAGGCUGCAACUGUUCCAGGAGGGGCACCGUUGGGGCUUCCACCCCAGAGUGUGACAGGGACACCGGGCAGUGCAGAUGCAAGCCCAGAAUCACAGGGCGGCAGUGUGACCAAUGUGCUUCUGGGUUUUACCACUUCCCUGAGUGUGUUCCCUGCAACUGCAACAGAGAUGGGACUGGGCCAGAAGUGUGUGACCCGGGGACUGGGGCCUGCCUCUGCAAGGAAAACGUGGAAGGUGCAGAAUGUAAUGUGUGUCGAGAAGGAUCGUUCCAUUUGGACCCUGCCAAUCCCAAGGGCUGUACCAGCUGCUUUUGUUUUGGAGUAAAUACUCAUUGUCACAGCACACACAAGAGAAGAUCUAAGUUUGUUGACAUGCUGGGCUGGCGCCUGCAGACGGCAGAUGGAGUGGACAUCCCCAUCUCAUUCAACCCGGGCAGCAACAGUGUGGUUGCAGAUCUCCAGGAGAUGCCCCCCACAGUCCACAGCGCGUCCUGGGUCGCACCCCCUUCUUACCUGGGGGACAAGGUUUCUUCGUAUGGUGGCUACCUCACUUACCAAGCCAAGUCCUUUGGAUUACCUAGUGACAUGGUUCUUCUGGAGAAGCAGCCCGAUGUGCAGCUCACUGGUCAGCACAUGUCUCUCAUCUAUGAGGAGCCAUAUAACCCACGGCCAGACCGGCUGCAUCAUGGGCGCGUGCAGUUGGUUGAGGGGAACUUCAGACGCGCCGACAGCAGAGCCCCGGUGUCGCGGCGGGAGCUGCUGACCGUGCUGUCCAGACUGGACGGUCUGCGCGUGCGCGGCCUGCGCUUCACCGAGACGCAGCGGCUCAGCCUGGGCGACGUGGGGCUGGAGGAGGCCUCUGACGCCGGAAGUGGACGCCUAGCACAUCACGUCGAGCUGUGCGCCUGCCCGCCUCACUACACUGGUGACUCAUGUCAGGGUUGUAGCCCUGGAUACUAUCGGGACAACAAAGACUUAUAUACUGGACGGUGUGUUCCCUGCCAUUGCAAUGGACAUUCAAAUCGAUGCCAGGAUGGCUCAGGAAUAUGUAUUAACUGUCAGCAUAAUACUGCUGGGGAACACUGUGAGCGCUGCAAAGAGGGUCACUAUCGGGACGCUGUCCAUGGAUCCUGUAGAGUCUGCCCGUGUCCUCAUACCAACAGUUUUGCCACUGGCUGUGUUGGAAAUGGGGAAAACGUGAGGUGCUCCUGCAAACCUGGAUACACGGGAACACAGUGUGAAAGGUGUGCACCAGGAUAUUUUGGGAAUCCCCAGAAAUUUGGAGGUAGCUGCCAACCAUGCAAUUGUAACAGCAAUGGCCAGUUGGGCAGUUGUGACCCCCUGACUGGAGAUUGCAUAAAUCAAGAACCCAAAGAUAGCGGCCCUGCAGAAGAAUGUGAUGAUUGCGACAGCUGUGUGGUGACACUCCUGGAUGAUCUGGCCACCAUGGGCGAGGAGCUCCGCCUGGUCAAGUCACAGCUGCAGGGCCUGAGUGCCAGCGCAGGUGCUCUGGAGCAGAUGAGGCACAUGGAGACCCAGGCCAAGGACCUGAGGAAUCAGUUGCUCAACUACCGUUCUACCAUUUCAAAUCAUGGAUCAAAAAUGGAUGGCCUGGAAAAAGAGCUGAGUAAUUUGAAUCGUGACUUUGAGACUUUGCAAGAAAAGGCUCAAAUAAAUUCCAGAAAAGCACAAACAUUAUACAGCAAUGUGGAUCAGACAACCCAAAGUGCCAAAGAGCUGGACACAAAGAUUAACAAUGUCAUCCGGAAUGUGCAAAUUCUCUUGAAGCAGAUCUCUGGGACAGAUGGAGAAGGAAACAACGUACCCUCGGGUGACUUUUCCAGAGAGCUGGCUGAAGCCGAACGCAUGAUGAGAGAAUUGCGGGAUCGAAACUUUGGAAAGCACCUGAGAGAAGCAGAAGCAGAAAAUAGAGAAGCUCAGCUCUUGCUGAACCGGAUAAGGAGCUGGCUGGAAACCCACCAGGUGGAGAACAAUGGACUUGUUAAGAGUAUACGGGAUUCUUUAAAUGAAUACGAAGCUAAACUCAGUGACCUUCGCACCGCACUGCAGGAGGCAGCUGCCCAAGCAAAGCAGGCCACUGGCCUUAACCAAGAAAACGAGAGAGCUUUGGGUGCCAUCAAGAGACAAGUGAAGGAAAUAAAUUCCCUGCAGAGUGAUUUCACCAAGUAUCUAACCACUGCAGAUGCUUCUUUACUGCAAACCAACAAUGUGCUGCAGCUGAUGGAAAAAAGCCAGAAGGAAUACGAAAAAUUAGCUGCCACUUUAAAUGAUGCAAGACAAGAACUAAAUGACAAAGUGAGAGAAGUUUCCAGAUCAGCCAGCAAAGCGUCCUUGGUGGUGGAGGCAGAGAAGCACGCGCAGUCUUUACAGGAGCUGGCGAAGCAGCUGGAAGAGAUCAAGAGAAACGCCAGUGGGGACGAGUUGGUGCGCUGUGCUGUGGACGCCGCCACUGCCUACGAGAACAUCCUCAAUGCCAUAAAAGUGGCCGAGGACGCAGCCAACAAGGCCAGCAGCGCGGCUGAGUCUGCCCACCAGACAGUGAUAAAGGAAAAUCUUCCAAGAAAAGCUAAAACCCUGAGUUCUGACAGUAACAAACUGUUAAAGGAAGCCAAGACAACACAGAAGAAGCUACAGCAAGAAAUCAGUCCGGCUCUCAAGAACCUACAGCAAACCCUAAAAACAGUGACAGUUCAGAAAGAACUAAUAGACACCAAUCUUACAACUGUCCUUGAUGAUCUUCGUGGGAUAAAGAGAGGUGACAUCGAUGAUAUGAUCAGUAGUGCAAAGAGCAUGGUCAGAAAGGCCAACGACAUCACCAGUGAGGUUCUGGAUGGGCUCAAUCCCAUUCAGACAGAUGUGGAAAAAAUUAAGGAUACCUAUGGGAGCACACAGAGUGAAGACUUCAACAAGGCUCUGACCAGUGCAGAUAACUCAGUGAAGAAAUUAACGAACAGACUGCCUGAUCUUUUAAGCAAGAUUGAAAGCAUCAACCAAAAACUGUUGCCCCUGGGAAACAUCUCUGACAAUGUGGACCGAAUACGAGAACUAAUUCAGCAGGCUAGAGAUGCUGCGAACAAGGUCGCUGUCCCCAUGAGGUUCAACGGUAAAUCUGGAGUCGAAGUCCGACUGCCAAAUGACCUGGAAGAUUUGAAAGGAUAUACAUCUCUGUCUUUGUUUCUGCAAAGACCUGAUUCAAGAGAAAAUGGGGGGACUGAGAAUAUGUUUGUGAUGUACCUCGGAAAUAAAGAUGCCUCCCGGGACUACAUCGGCAUGGCAGUGGUAGAUGGCCAGCUCACAUGUGUCUACAAUCUGGGAGAGCGCGAGGCUGAACUUCAAGUGGACCAGACCUUGACUGAGAGUGAAACUCAGGAGGCAGUUAUGGACCGUGUGAAAUUUCAGAGAAUUUAUCAGUUUGCAAGGCUUAAUUACACCAAAGGAGCCACAUCCAGUAAAUCAGAAACACCCCAAUUCCAUGACAUGGAUAGUGGAAAUAGCAAUACACUCCUUAAUUUGGAUCCUGAGAAUGUUGUAUUUUACGUUGGAGGUUACCCAUCUGACUUUAAACUUCCCAGUAGACUAAGAUUCCCUCCAUACAAAGGUUGCAUUGAAUUAGAUGACCUCAAUGAAAAUGUUCUGAGCUUGUACAACUUCAAGAAAACUUUCAAUCUCAACACGACUGAAGUGGAGCCUUGUAGAAGGAGAAAGGAAGAGUCAGACAAAAAUUAUUUUGAAGGCACAGGCUAUGCUCGUGUUCCAACUCAGCCAAAUGCUCCUAUCCCAACCUUUGGACAGACAAUUCAGACCACCGUGGACAGAGGUUUGCUCUUCUUUGCAGAAAACCAGGACCGCUUCAUAUCUCUAGAUAUAGAAGAUGGCAAUAUUGUUGUACGAUACAAACUGAAUUCAGAGCCACCAAAAGAAAAAGGAAUUAGAGACAUCAUAAAUGACGGGAAAGAUCAUUCGAUUCUGAUCAAAAUUGGAAAAGCCCAAAAACUUAUGCGGAUAAAUGUGAAUUCUCAAAACAUUAAAAUUGAAGGUGAAAUAUUUGAUUUUAGUACAUAUUAUCUAGGAGGAAUUCCAAUUGCAAUCAGGGAAAGGUUUAACAUUACUACACCUGCUUUCCGAGGCUGCAUGAAAAAUUUGAAGAAAACCAGUGGUGUUGUUAGAUUGAAUGAUACUGUGGGAGUCACCAAAAAGUGCGCAGAAGACUGGAAGCUUGUGCGAUCUGCCUCCUUCUCCAGAGGAGGACAACUCAGUUUCACUAAUUUGGACUUCCCAUUGCCCAGCCACUUCCAGGCUUCAUUUGGGUUUCAGACAUUUCAGCCCAGUGGCAUAUUAUUAAAUCAUCAGACACGGACAAGUAGCCUGCAGGUCACACUGGAAGAUGGUCACAUUGAAUUGAGCACCAGGGACAGCAGCAGCCCAAUUUUUAAGUCUCCACAGACGUACAUGGACGGUCUACUGCACUAUGUGUCUGUGAUAAGCGACAACUCUGGACUCCGGCUUCUCAUUGAUGACGGGCCUCUGAGAAACAACCAAAGGCUACAAGGCUUUGCAAAUUCCCUGCAAUCUCUACGUCUGGGUGGGAGUCAUUUUGAGGGUUGUAUCAGCAAUGUUUUUGUCCAGAGGUUAUCACAGAGUCCUGAAGUCCUAGAUUUGGCUAGUAAAUCUACCAAAAGAGACGUGUCCCUGGGAGAUUGCAGUUUAAACAAACCUCCUUUUCUAAUGUUGCUCAAAGGUUCUACGAGGUUUAACAAGGCCAAGACUUUCAAUAUCAACCAGCUAUUGCAGGACACACCAGUGGCCUUCCCAAGGAGCACGAAGGUGCAGUAUGAUGUACAGUCUUGUCCACCACCUGCUGGGGCCCAGGCCAGGCAUGGAGCCCUCCAGUUUGGGGACAGUCCCACUAGCCACCUGCUAUUCAAGCUUCCCCAGGAGUUGCUUAAUCCCAGGUUUGCUGUGGACAUGCAGACGACAUCCUCCAGAGGGCUGGUGUUCUACUCAGGCACUCGGAGCUCCUUCAUGGCUCUGUAUCUUUCCAAAGGACGCCUGGUCUUUACCUUGGGGGCAGAAGGGAAAAAGCUGAGGCUCAAAAGCAAAGAGAAAUGCAGUGACGGCAGGUGGCACACGGUGGCAUUUGGGCAAGAUGGAAAAAAGGGACGCUUGGUUGUGGAUGGUCUCAGGGCCCGGGAGGGAAGUUUGCCUGGAAAUUCCACCAUCAGCAUCAGAGGCUCAGUUUACCUGGGAUCGUCUCCAUCAGCGAAACCAAAGAGCCUCCCCCAAAACAGCUUUGUGGGAUGCCUGAAGAACUUUCAGCUGGACUUAAAACCCUUGGAUACCCCUUCUGCAAGCUUUGGGGUGUCUCCCUGCUUGGGUGGCCCUUUGGAGAAAGGCAUUUAUUUCUCCCAAGAAGGAGGUCAUAUCAUUUUGGCUAACUCUGUGUUGUUGGGGCCAGAAUUCAAGCUUGUUUUCAGCAUUCGCCCAAGAAGUCUCACUGGUAUCCUGAUACACAUUGGAAGUCAACCUGGCAAGCACUUAUGUGUAUAUAUGGAGGCAGGAAAGGUCACGGCGUCUGUGGACAGUGAGGCAGGUGGGACCUUGACGUCGGUCACACCAAAGCAGUCUCUGUGUGACGGACAGUGGCACUCAGUGGCAGUCACCAUAAACCAACACGUCCUGCACCUGGAACUGGACACAGACAACAGCUACACAGCUGGACAGCUCACCUUCCCACCUGCCAGCACUCAGGAGCCACUACACCUUGGAGGUGUCCCAGCCAAUUUGAAGAUGAUGAAACUCCCUGUGUGGAAAUCAUUUUUUGGCUGUCUGAAGAAUAUUCAAGUCAACCACAUCCCUGUCCCUGUCACUGAAGCCAUGGAAGUCGAGGGGUCUGUCAGUCUAAAUGGCUGUCCUGACCACUAAGUCCAGCCUAUUACCCAGUGAGGAAAUUCACCUUCAAAAGCACUGAUUACCCUCCCCACUCAAGAUCAUUCUUCACUCAAGGCACCACCCGGACGGUUUUAAUAGCAAGUCUAGUUUUGAAGUCUGACCAUGUAUACCCAUCAUUUUGGCAUUUGGCGCUACAUAUAUAUUUUAUAUAAAAAUCCCAUUUCUUGAAGAAGAUGAACAAAUUGUUAUUCAGAUAUGCACAAAAUGCUUUUGGUCAUAUUAUU
Cynocephalus volans (Philippine flying lemur) is the source of this 10250-nucleotide messenger RNA. RefSeq names its product laminin subunit alpha 3 (gene LAMA3). Lineage: Eukaryota; Metazoa; Chordata; Mammalia; Dermoptera; Cynocephalidae. The coding region runs from base 1 to 9999 and encodes 3332 amino acids. Gene Ontology annotation, cellular component: basement membrane. The record is from RefSeq and is a predicted model, not a curated record. The transcript is spliced from 75 exons. Gene Ontology annotation, molecular function: signaling receptor binding. Gene Ontology annotation, biological process: motor neuron axon guidance; dendrite development; regulation of cell migration.